Messenger RNA from Ilex paraguariensis (yerba mate), 1176 nucleotides. The record is from the annotation of a GenBank genome assembly. Lineage: Eukaryota; Viridiplantae; Streptophyta; Magnoliopsida; Aquifoliales; Aquifoliaceae.
AUGGGGAAUUGUUUCAGUAUUGAAGAGGAGGAACACAACAGAGACAGCCACCACACACCUCUGAAGAACAAACCAGGCCAUGGAGUUGCUGUGUCUCCUUCCAAAGAAAAUUCUACACUUCCAAAGAAACCAAAUACACCAGAGCGGCAAGGGACUACAAGUGCAAGCAGCAUUAUGAUGAUUUCAAAAAAUAUCAAGGAUUUGCGUCAAAAUCCUGGAAACAGUAAUGUUGAUAUUUUUAGAUAUGAAGAGAUGAAGUUGGCCACCAAGCACUUCAGACCAGAUCAGGUUCUGGGAGAGGGUGGGUUCGGGAUUGUCUAUAAAGGAGUAAUAGAUGAGAAUGUAAGGCCUGGUUACAAGACCACUCCAGUUGCCAUUAAAGAGCUUGAUCCAGAAGGGCUCCAAGGCGACAGAGAAUGGCUGGCAGAAGUCAACUACCUAGGACAGCUCCAGCAUCCAAAUCUGGUGAAGCUCAUUGGGUACUGCUGUGAGGAUGACCACAGGUUGUUGGUCUAUGAAUAUAUGGCAUCUGGAAGCCUGGAAAAACACCUUUUUCGCCGUAAGUAGCUAUAUUCAUAUGAAACUGUGAAAUGUUUAUAUGAGAAAUUAGUGCCGUUAUAAAGCUGUGACCUUAGGUUCAACAAGAAUCAAUCCCUCCAAACACUAUACAUUCAUGUAUCAGUUGCACAUUGGUACAAAUGUCAUGAAGAUGUAGAAAUGGCUUUCUUGUCAACCACUCACCUCUGCCCUAGGGCGGAGCCACAUUUUGGCCCGUAGGGUCUGAGCCCAAUGACAUUUCAAAAAGUAUCGACUAUGGACUAAUUUUGAUGAGAUUGGCCCUACUAAAGUUGUGAAUCAAUGAAACAGAGUUAAUUGAUAGGGUGAAUGUUGAAUAUAAAUAUAUGUGGAAAGCUCUUACCUUUAAUUGAAGACCCCAUACAAAAACAUUGUUGUAGUAAUGAUAACAAAUAAGAGGGAAAAAAAAGAAGUCUAAUCUACAAUUUGUAGUUUUAUAAGUUUACGGGGAACUUAAGAGGGGUGUGGGUAGGACUACGAAUUUUUCUUCAACAAACUUUAAGACCUCAAAAUUACUUUUUUCACUAAUUAUUCACCUAGGAGUGGCCUUCUUACAUAGUGCUACUCACUUAUCAAUUAUCACUUUUUUUUUUUUUUUUA